This is a messenger RNA of Alternaria infectoria, 1131 nucleotides long. RefSeq lists its product as uncharacterized. The record is from RefSeq and is a predicted model, not a curated record. Gene Ontology annotation, molecular function: geranylgeranyl diphosphate synthase activity. The coding region runs from base 1 to 1131 and encodes 376 amino acids. Lineage: Eukaryota; Fungi; Ascomycota; Dothideomycetes; Pleosporales; Pleosporaceae. Gene Ontology annotation, biological process: biosynthetic process. The transcript is spliced from 2 exons.
AUGGGUACAAAAUAUGGUGUGCACUUGUGGGACGGUCUCGAGGUUGAGGAAGCCCUCUUCUUCCUCGUCACCAACUGCCUCAUAGUGUUUGGUCAAUUAGCAUUUGACAAUGCCCUUGCAGUGCUGUACACGUUCCCGGCCAUGUUUGCGAAGCCCUCCCUGCUUCCAUCACCCAAAAAGCUGAUGGGCGCUCUGCUCACACCAUGCUCCAAGUACGAUGAUGCCCGCCUUAUAGGCCUUAGCGAGGCUGUGCAACGUCUCAAGCGUAAGAGCCGUAGUUUCUACCUGGCCUCCGCAACUUUCCCCGGACCAUUACGAGCAGACCUCCUGCUGCUCUACUCCUUCUGCCGCGUUGCUGACGAUCUGGUGGACAAUGCUUCCUCCGCUGAUGAAGCCAAGGCCUGGAUAGCGAAACUGCGCAAGUUCCUAAACAAUACGUAUAGCGAUUCUGCUUCCAAGUCUACAGUACAUGACCAAGUUCGCGAGGACUUUCCUGCUGCCACACAAUCUGCGCUCCUCCAGCUUCCAGCCGUUAAACUCUCGCAUCAACCACUGGAGGAUCUUCUACGCGGCUUCGAGAUGGAUCUUGCUUUCGAGAAGGGACCCCUGAUCAAGAGCACGGAGGAUUUGCGCUUGUAUUCAGAGCGCGUAGCGGGCACUGUAGCUCAGAUGUGUAUUCAACUCAUCUUCAACUGGUAUCCCAGCGCCUUGCCCGCCGAAGAACAGCGUGCCAUAGUCACUGCUGGGAACAGCAUGGGUGUCGCCUUGCAAUACGUCAACAUUGCGCGAGAUAUACAAGUAGACGCUAAGAUAGAUCGUGUUUAUCUUCCUUUGGAAUGGCUGUCUGAAGUUGGAUUGAGUUACGAUGAGGUAUUGAAAAAACCGGACCACGCACAGAUCGAGACGCUACGUAAGCGUCUUCUUAAGGACGCGUUUUCUUUGUAUGAGAAAACCAAGGUUGCAAUCGAGCAAUUACCAGUUGAAGCGAGAGGGCCAAUUCGGGUCGCGGUCGAGAGCUAUAUGGAGAUUGGGAGGGUGUUGAAACAGGACAAUUUUAAGGUCAAGGCCGGUCGCGCAACUGUGCCGAAGCCUAGGCGGAUAAUGGUCGCUUGGAGAACACUUAAUCGUUAA